This is a messenger RNA of Aspergillus ruber CBS 135680, 908 nucleotides long. RefSeq lists its product as uncharacterized. Lineage: Eukaryota; Fungi; Ascomycota; Eurotiomycetes; Eurotiales; Aspergillaceae. The record is from RefSeq and is a predicted model, not a curated record. The coding region runs from base 1 to 738 and encodes 245 amino acids. The transcript has a single exon.
AUGUCCAAUAUACAAUACAUACUGCUCCUCUCAAUUUCUCUCAUCAUCAUUUGGAAGCAACCAUCAAUCUUCGCCAAAAUAAUCAACAUAAAAGAUCAAAAGCCCAUUUCAACAGAUCUUACACGCGUCCCAAUCAGCGAAUACCCUCUCUCCUGCGACCUUCCCACCACCCGCUUCAAUCCUGCUAAUGGCAUGGUAUUUUGCUACCCCUCCAGCGGUGGGCUCUGGAUGACCUCGCUUGACGCAGUUUUGCUGCAGUAUCUUGAAAUUGAUCGAUUCAACGUUUCUCAUCGUUCUAAGGACCAAGCCGCGGAAGAUGCCUUCUGCAGUUCACUCCGUCUGUUCGGUGGUCAGUGGGUAAGCUCCUCGCGGCUGAACUACUGGACAUAUGAUGCCUGCUGGAAAAUGGAAUCAUUGCAUUACAGUCGAGCCUCCACUACUAUUUCGCGGUUCGUUGGGCUUCCUUCAAGCGGAGGGGUAUUCGUGUGGGACUGGAAGGGCGAGCCACAGACAAUAAAGGAUAUGAACAAGUUGCGCGAUCUAUGGAGCAAAUUGGAUUUGACUUUGUCAAUGGAUGAAUACGCAAUGGUGUUGCAGAAUGCGGGAGCCCAAUAUUGUCCUGAUGUUGGGAAUUGUCCUGCGUUGGAGGAUUUGAAAUUUGAGCCCGGAGAGUGGAAAAGCGAGAUUCGAAAGAGAAAGCGGGAAAAGGAAAGGGAGCAAAUCAUUUGGUUUUCUUGAUUGGCACUUAAGAGCUAAUAUCAACAAACACCACUAACGGGGCAAAUGCUGUCAUCCUAGCAAACAAACAAAAGAAAGCGCUAGCGUGGUCACACAUGCCAUGGACAACACCUCUUUCUCCUGUAAAUAUCAUUCUCUUCUUCUUUCCAGAUUCGAUAUUUUCAUCUAUG